AUGGCCACAGGUCGGAGUUCAUGGCGGAGGAGCGGUUUACUGGUGGUUGUCUUGUCCAUGAUCCUACUUACAUUCCGUAAGAGUGCCAUCAGCUAUUCAGUUCGUCCUGGGCCAGCACCGUCUAUUGAUGACCAGAGGAGAUUCUGGUAUGCCUUCCAUGCCAUCCUCAAGGUUGCUGCCCCAGGCUGCAAAGCGCCCAUCAAACUCGAGGAACGGCCGCAGGCUCUAGAAUUUCACCCGGACAAUAUCGGAAACAUUACUCUGCCGGAGAAUCUCAUGCUGGAGGAAGGAGAUAGGAGGAAAUUACGGCUCGCCCAUGCUCGGUUUCUCAGAUUGCUUGUUCCGCCGGAUGGCCCAGUAUUACCAUUCCAAAGGAGGACACGAGGUAUUGUUUCCACGGCCAGCAAGUCAAUGCUUCCAACCCUCGUAACAUCCAUCUACAUGCUGCGAGUAACUGGUUCAAAGCUUCCAGUGGAGAUAUUCCUUGCGGAUAAACAUGAGCACGAUGCGUUUACGUGUGGUAUACUGCUCCAGUCUCUGAAUACACGCUGUAUAAUCCUGGACGAGAUAUUAUCAUUCUCUCCCUUGCAAGAAGGAUUGAUGAAAUAUCAAUUCAAAAUAUUUUCACUACUCUUUUCUUCGUUUGAAGAAGUUUUCUUUCUCGACGCAGAUGCCUUUCCCAUACAUGACCCCUCCCACCUAUUCACGUCAAAACCAUUCGUAUCAACCGGGAUGGUAACAUGGCCAGAUUUUUGGCAAGUUACAUAUCACUCUUGGUUUUUCGAAAUAACAGCUCAGAUAUUACCGAAGAGCUUUCCCUUCCCAUCCACCGAGUCCGGCCAGCUUUUAUUAUCCAAACGGACGCAUUCUAAGCUACUCUUACUUUCCGCAUACUACAACUUCUACGGUCCGUCUUACUAUUAUCCAUUACUGUCUCAGGGCCACCCGGGUGAAGGGGAUAAAGAAACGUAUGUUGCGCCAGCGAUGAUCUUGGAGCUUCCAUUUUAUGCUGUUUCCACACGCCCUGCUGUGUUUGGGUAUAUAAACAAGCAUGGAGAAUGGGAAGGGGGCGUUAUCAUUCAGGCAGACCCAACAUGGGAGGUCAUAUCAAGACCAGACCGAAAUUAUGGAUGGAGAGGGAAGCCUGCCACGCCUUCAAACGCAUUCCUCACAUUCCAUGCAAAUUUGCCAAAACUGGACCCGAUUCGGGUCUUUGGAGAAGGCGGCCUUGCUUGGGCCACUGACGGGAGUCCGCAACGCAUGUGGGGCACUGCAAGAGACUCGAUCCUGCGUGUUGGAGCUGAUAUUGAAAAACGCUUAUGGAAUGCUUUGGAGAAGACCUCAUGUCAGAUGGAAUGGAAUUUCGCGCCUUGGGAUGGGAAGCAUAGGCUUUGUGAAAAGAUCCGGCGGUUUAUUCGCGGCAUGGCUUAG
Molecule: messenger RNA, 1431 nt
Organism: Nannizzia gypsea CBS 118893
Lineage: Eukaryota; Fungi; Ascomycota; Eurotiomycetes; Onygenales; Arthrodermataceae
Exons: 1
Coding region: 1-1431 (476 amino acids)
Biological process (GO): mannan biosynthetic process
Cellular component (GO): Golgi apparatus
Molecular function (GO): alpha-1,2-mannosyltransferase activity
Source: RefSeq, a predicted model, not a curated record